GAUACAUUGGAUUCACAAUUGUUUUAAGUGAACGGACAAAGAGAUUUAUAACUUAUUUGACAGUUACAUAUCAUCAUUAUAUUUUUAAAUAAUCACAUACACAUAAAUAAUAAACAUGUCACAUCGACGUGAAGCAGGUGCUGUUCCACCAUGGGUUAUUCCAGAAGAACAUGCACGUUGUUCACCUAGAAAUAAAAUAAAUCAACAAUCCACAGUGGAAAAGUCUCCGUUGAAUCAAGUGGAAAAUGUUAAUAAUAUUAAUAAUAAUAAUUCAAAUUGUAAAGUUAAUAUGGCAGCCGGAGACUCUAAUUCACAACAAACACCUAAAGCAAAAAAAGAACAAGUUUAUAUUAUGGGUGGACAGUUGGUGAAUAGUGAUCAUAUACAAUAUGCUGACAUACUGAUUGAAGAUGGUAAAGUUGUUUCAACAGGUAAAAAUAUUCAAGUUGGAUCAGAUGCAUUAACUAUCGACGCCAGUGGUAUGUUAAUUAUGCCUGGGGGAAUUGAUAUGGCAACCUAUCUGGUGCAAGAUGUUCAUUCAUUGGAUAAAGAAGCUUAUUUAAAUGUUACAAAAGAAGCCUUAAUCGGAGGAACAACAACAAUUGUUGAUACAAUUUUAUGCCCAAAAGGUUCAUCAGCUAUUGAACUUUUAACAAAGUAUAAAAGUACAAUGAAAGAUACAAAAUUGUGGUGUGAUAUUAUCAUACGAAUUGGUUUCUUAGAAAUUCAUGAAAGUCAAUUAAACGAAAUAGAUGAUUUAACUAGAAUUCAUGGAAUUAAUUCCUUUUUGUUUAUUAUUGAUCCAGUUGAAAUGAAUAAAACAAACAAAGAUUCUGUGUUAAUUACAAAUUUGUUAGCAGCCCUAGAAAAGUGUAAAGAAUCCGGUUCAAUUGUAUUCAUUAAAUCCUAUUUGAAAACCUCAAAUUUGGAUAAUAAAGAUGAUCUGGAAUUAAAAUCAAUUGAAAAAAUCAUCUUCCUUGCUAAUACAGCCAAUUGUCCUGUUGUCAUUUCCUCGCCAAAUGGAUUGAAAACAAUAGAAGAAGUUAGUGAGGCAAGACGUCGGAUACCACCAGCACAUAUGACAGUCUGCUGUACGCCUAAUGCAUUACAACCGACAACGACAAAGGGACAGCAGUAUGCAAACAGAUUUCUAUCCCGAUUAACCAAUGGUGAUAUUACAUUGAUUUCAAGUGAUCAUUAUGGUGUCAAUUCAAGUGAUACAAUUGGAAAACGAUUAACAACAAUCUGGGAAGUUGGUGUGCCAUCUGGAUGGUUGGAUGCUACAUCUUUUGUCAAUAUUAUCUCCGCAAAUGCAGCACGUUAUCUUGGCUUAUAUCCAAGCAAAGGUUGUCUCUCUCCUGGAUCAGAUGCUGAUUUAAUACUAUGGCCAUCUGAUAGUAUAACCCGCUGUGGUGUUGGAAAACCCACACUGGUUAUACAUCAUGGUAAAUUAAUUGUACACGAGGGUAAAUUGAUUGACGCUAAUAACACUACCAGUAAUAAUACUCUUCUGAAGAUUACACCAAUCAAUAAACUCAGUGAAUUCCAAUCAAAUCAACCGUGUGGCUUAUUGAAGACAGGGAAAACAUUUCCACCAACUAUCUAUGGUUUGGUGAAAGCAUCUGAAAGAUUGCGUAAAAGAAAUCAAAUGCCAAUAGAUCGUGAACCUUGGACAAUGAACAACUUAAAUGAAGCGCUAUUGAAUUCACAACAAUCUUCAAAUACACUAAAUAAUGGUACAAAUAAUAAUGCAAUUGUAACGCCUAAUUCAAACGAUGAACAGAAAAUCACAGAUAAAGUACAAAAUUCAACGUCAUCACUGAAUGUACGCACAAUCCAUGGGCAUAGAGAUUUACACGCAUCUGGAUUCUCAUUAAGUGGUGCUCAAGUUGACGAUGAUCAACCACUACGAACAGGGAUACGUACACGACAGACAAGUGAAUCAAGAAAUCCAUUAUGGUAG
Molecule: messenger RNA, 1963 nt
Organism: Trichobilharzia szidati
Lineage: Eukaryota; Metazoa; Platyhelminthes; Trematoda; Strigeidida; Schistosomatidae
Source: the annotation of a GenBank genome assembly